Messenger RNA from Morus notabilis, 1139 nucleotides. RefSeq names its product BAG family molecular chaperone regulator 2. Gene Ontology annotation, biological process: protein stabilization. Lineage: Eukaryota; Viridiplantae; Streptophyta; Magnoliopsida; Rosales; Moraceae. Gene Ontology annotation, molecular function: adenyl-nucleotide exchange factor activity; protein-folding chaperone binding. The transcript has 4 exons. Gene Ontology annotation, cellular component: cytoplasm. Bases 122 to 892 code for a protein of 256 amino acids. The record is from RefSeq and is a predicted model, not a curated record.
UAAAUUAAUUAAUUAAUUAAAGAAAAAAAGCUGACCCAGAUACUUCCUUCUUCUUCAUCUUCGCAUUUUCUAGAGGAAAAAGUACACAAAAGAAAACUGAUUAAAAUUAGAUUGUCAUACAAUGAUGUUGAGAAUUAGGUCGAAUGCGCACGGUAGAAUGAGCGAGAACUCCACGACGACGCCGUCUAACGACGAGAUGGCGGAGAUUGAGUGGGAGAUGAGACCAGGAGGCAUGUUAGUGCAGAAAAGAAUCGGAGCGUCCGAUGUUUCGACUCCGAAUUUGCGUCUCCGAAUCGCUUUCGGAGCCGUCCGUAUAGAGAUCUCGGUCAACUCUCAAGCUACCUUUGGGGAGGUGAAGAAGGUUCUGACGGUGGAGACGGGGCUGCAGCCAGGAGAACAGAGGCUGAUAUUCAGAGGAAAAGAGAGAGAAAAUGGGGAGUACUUGGACAUGUGUGGGGUCAAAGACAGAUCAAAAGUCAUACUUAUGGAGGACCCAGUUAGCAUUGAGAAGAGAUCCAUCGAGAUGCGAAGAAAUGCCAGGAUUCAAACCGCACUUCGCGCCAUCUCCGACAUUGCCUUGGAGCUUGAUAAGCUCGUAGACCAGGUUUCUGUGAUUGAGAAAUCGUUUUCGAGUGGUGUCAAAGUGUCUGAAGUUCAAAUCACUACUUUAAUCGAGAUGCUCAUGAGACACGCAAUCAAGCUAGAUAAUAUUCCUGCAGAAGGAGAUGCUACUGCUCAAAAGAAUUUGCAGGGCAAGAGAGUGCGGAAGUGUGUAGAAACUCUUGAUGUGUUGAAGUUAUCGAAUGCGGGACUAAAGCCUGUCGUUGUGACAACAAAGUGGGAGACCUUUGAUCCUCCUCCGAACACAGCCCAUUGGGAAAAUUUUGAUUAGAUCUAAUUCUCAUGAAUUCCCCCACGUGUUUCAUAUGUUUUUUAUUCAUUCCUUUUCUUCCCUAGUACUUAUCUCGAGAGGAACACAUGGGAGCCACUCUCCUCCGUUGUAUUUGUAGCCUCGUGUCCUCCUUCGGACAUCCUGCGCCAAUAAAGUGUUGGGUUAAGAUAGUUAGAUUAGUGAUAGAUUUUUGCAGGUUAUUAAAAUUAUAAAAAAAAAAACAACAACAACAACAACUUUUACCGGU